Dicrocoelium dendriticum is the source of this 2645-nucleotide messenger RNA. NCBI's taxonomy places the organism in Eukaryota, Metazoa, Platyhelminthes, Trematoda, Plagiorchiida, Dicrocoeliidae. The record is from the annotation of a GenBank genome assembly.
UCCUUUUCGACCUCUUUCGACUUCUAUUUUGUGUAGAACGUUAGUGUUUUGUGGUCGGUGAUUCAUGGAAAUCCUCAACAAAGGUCGAUCGCCAGCUCUGUGAGAAGUAAUGGACUUAUGUCAUGUUGCCCGACGAAAUCAACUGGCAGAUUGGAGAUCUGCGUGAACUUGCGGGAUAAAAUACGGAAUUUGCUUUACCAGGUGGCACAAGCAUCAUGUCUCUCCCCGCUCUGUUUCGGUUCCGCCAGUCGACGCACCGACAAGCCCGCUCACUGAUUUGGAAGACGUGCAAAAUUUCCAUCAACCGGAGACCGCAAUGUCGCUUUUCAGACGAGUACGCCGACCAGACGAUCGAUACCAGGCUAGGUGGGGUAGUUCCAAUUAAAGGGAGGAGGAAUGUGACACUACGCGAGUUGGAUCGCGCUUCCUAUUGGCUGGACUCACCCACGUCAGUACGUACCAACUUAAUAACAAACUAACCAUUGAUCGAACUGGUUUAAAUUGUGCGGAGCAUUGUGCUUGAGGCUCGACAUGAUGCAUUUUGCGUAAUGCUGGAACUGACGUGUUCUGCUGUCUUGCGGUACUAGUCGAAUGCUGCGUUAUAUUGAGAGUUGUAGUUUCGCACGGGCUGAGCUGUAACACACUGGAUGAACCGGAUACGAUUAUUUAUCGGACUAACGAACUUGAGCUUAACCGAUGCGUUUUUUCUGUCUCAUUGGAGAAGCUGUGUUGGGAAGUACGGGUCCUUUGAAUCAUGCUUUCUGCGAAUUUUGACAGCAAAUGAAAGUUCGAGUAUCCUCAUUACAAAAGCAGAUCAAUGCGAGUCGAUGCAAUGCUACGCUUGAUGCAGCUUACGCGUUCCCGAUUGGUUCGCGCUGGCGAAACGGCUGAACAGGCGCAGGUGUGGACCGGUAAGGAGAUCUCCGGUUUGCUUGCCACCGUGGGAAUUGGGCCCGACAAAAUACCCACAAUGGAACGAGCUUUUCGUAAAUUGGCAGAGGCAUCUUAUGAGGCCAAGGAUCGGCAUGACAGGGCUCCUGGUGGUGCAGAGCCACCUAGACCAUCGAUAAGCAACCCAAAUUUGUUCGAGGCUCUUUUCGUCGUGUUGCGGUACAUGUUUCGUAAUAACCAAGCGAAUCUGACAGAUUAUCGCGUCGUUUUGAUGGAGAGCAUAAACUACGAACGCAAAUUCUCUAACCACCACUCCUUUGACGAGAACCCGGAAACAACUACAACCAGUCCGUGGUUCAGCAAACGUGCAUCCAAGCCCUCUUACACGGAAUCCCGCGAGCUCAGUCUGAACUUUUGGUGUCUCAACCCGUCCGUUGUGUUUUCCGAAUUGGCUUCCGAGGCACGCUGCCUUAUUCUCGUCAGCGGCACUCUGUCUCCUUUGGAUGCGUUGGAAGCGGAGCUGGGAGUAACUUUUCCGAUCCGACUGGAGGCUGGGCACGUGAUCACUGCGGACAGAGUUAUUGUCACCACUUUAUCCCACGGUCCCAGUGGUAUCCGUUUGUGCGGCACUUACCAGCACCAAAGCACUUACACAUACCAGGAUGAGUUGGGCCAACUUAUACUCCAGGCAUGCUACAUAGUUCCUGGUGGUAUCCUUUGCUUUCUCCCAUCAUACGCUUUACUGGACAAAUUGGUCCAACGAUGGGAGACCACAGGCUUGAUUUCUCAGUUACGGCAAGUUAAACACGUUAUGAUAGAACCUCGCACUUCUGUCGGUCUUGAUGCUUGGCUGAAAGAAUUUUACUCAUUCGUGGACAAAUUCGACUCCGCCGUUAUGCAUCGACAACCACUCUCUGAAUCAAACCCCAAAGUCACCAUAGAUUUCGAUAAUUUGCCUGGUUGCUACGAUAAGCAACUAACUGGAGCGAUUGUUUUUGCUGUCUGUCGCGGGAAGGUCAGUGAGGGCCUAGAUUUUGCCGACUCCUACGGUCGUUUGGUUAUUGCCGUUGGAAUCCCUUAUCCGGCAUUCAAAAACCCUUUGGUGCAGCAGAAGCGGGAGUUCAACGACUAUUGUCGCCGACUUUUAUCUUGCCCAAAGUCACCAUCCAACACCUGCAGCCAACCAAUUACUUCCUUGAAUGGCUCUUUUAAUGAUACCACUUCUGCGCGAUCGUCAUCAACUGAGGUGAAGAGGGUACGCGUAUUAAACGGAUCGGAAUGGUACGACGCCCAGGCGUAUCGAGCAUUAAAUCAAGCCCUGGGCCGAUGCAUUCGUCACAUGAAUGACUGGGGCGCUGUCCUACUUGUCGACGCUCGGUUUGUGGAACAACCUUCUCGUUACAUGUCGGGAAUCAGUCGAUGGAUACGGCAGCGCACCACACGUCACACUCAUUGGUCAUCGGUCGCUUGCUCACUAAAAGAAUUUGUGGAUCGUCACAAAACGACGGCGAAGAUCGAACAACAGACCGCGGAGUUGAGUGACAUAUUCGACGAAUGAAUUUAUCCACACACCUUGUACAUAAAUGUAUAGUAUUCUUCCAUCUGAUCUCCUUUUCUUGGAGGUUCGUUGUUCGAUACCCUCGUGCACCCUUGAUUUUACUGUAGUAUCGUAAAUUGUCGAACUCAUAUUGCUUCGUCUCGUCCAUAUCUUUGCACUGAUUUAUUUGAAAUAUACACCAAUUGCGCUCUUCCUU